AGUUAUUUCUGCUCUAAUUUGCGCGUGUGCUCCAGUAAUUUCAGCAGAGCAAAAAAUGGCAGGAAAGGCCUCGGUCGCGCUGUUCCUGGCCGUCAACAUGGUCGUGUUCGCCGUGGCCAGCGCCACCUGCGGUGGCGGCUGCCCCACGCCGUCGACCCCGUCGACUCCUACCCCGACGCCGGCCUCGAAAGGCAAGUGCCCCCGCGACGCGCUGAAGCUGGGCGUGUGCGCCAACGUGCUGAACCUGAUCAAGGCCAAGGUGGGCGUGCCGCCGGCGGAGCCCUGCUGCCCGCUGCUGGAGGGGCUCGUCGACCUCGAGGCUGCCGUGUGCCUGUGCACCGCCAUCAAGGGCAACAUCCUCGGCAUCAACCUCAACCUGCCCGUCGACCUCAGCCUCAUCCUCAACUACUGCGGCAAGACCGUGCCCACCGGCUUCAAGUGCCUCUGAUAAGCGAACCGAUCGAUGCAUUUGCAAUGUGUCUGCCAAGAUUCUUUUGCUAGCUACUAGUUGCAUGCAUGCAUGCAUGCAUUGCAUAGGCAAAGUACGUAUGUGUGUAGCUGGUUUGAUCAGAUUUUGCAUUUCCGUGUUUCCUGUUAUUCCUGUCCAUGCGUGGACGUGUCCCUGAACUCUUUGGGCUAUUCAUUUGUAUCCGUCGAUUUGCCUGCAUGAAUAAAAUUUCUUUGCUACUUGUGCU
Messenger RNA from Panicum virgatum (switchgrass), 695 nucleotides. Its product is annotated as 14 kDa proline-rich protein DC2.15-like. The coding region runs from base 56 to 448 and encodes 130 amino acids. The transcript is spliced from 2 exons. The record is from RefSeq and is a predicted model, not a curated record. Lineage: Eukaryota; Viridiplantae; Streptophyta; Magnoliopsida; Poales; Poaceae.